Encephalitozoon romaleae SJ-2008 is the source of this 603-nucleotide messenger RNA. RefSeq lists its product as hypothetical. The transcript has a single exon. NCBI's taxonomy places the organism in Eukaryota, Fungi, Microsporidia, Unikaryonidae. Bases 1 to 603 code for a protein of 200 amino acids. The record is from RefSeq and is a predicted model, not a curated record.
AUGAAAUAUUUCAAGUUCAAAUGGGCCUUCUUGGUUCAGGCAAUUUUGUGCUCACAAUCACAAGACAUGGGCACUUUUGAUUUUGAGUCUCCUCUAGAGAGCGAUCCAGAAAGAUUUUUAGGGAAGAGGGAAGAUGAACUCUUGGAAAUUUUAAAAUCACAAGCAGAAAGUAUAAAAAGUGCCGUUUGUAACAUUAUAAGUGGAAGUUGGGGAGGUGAAUUACCCGGUGGUACUAGUACUGGGGAAGGUGAAGAAGAAGAACCAUCGUAUUAUUCUGAUGAACAUCCUGGUCCUUACGAGAAUUGUGAAUGGGCCACGAAUUCCUUAGAACCUCUUAGUGAUACCACCACUAAAACAUUACCUGAACUUACAAGUGGUCUUGUUUAUAUAACAAGUGCUCUACUAAGUAAGAAUUUUGAAGUAUCGGAAUUUCGAGAAAGAAUUGACUCUUUUAUGCGUAUAAUACUCAAAAAAAGUAUCGACGAAGCGAAAACUGAAGAUGAUCCUAACGUUAAAGCCAUAGAAUCUUCACAAGCUGAAGCACUUCAGGCUAUAGGACAAAUAGAAUCGAUGUCAUCAAGUAUUUCGGAGAUUUACAUUUAA